AUGCGGACUGUUGUCGUCAGUGUGUCGGCGCCGACGCUGCUGCUGCUGCUGCACAGCGAGCGGCCGUCGCUCGUGAGCGCGUCCGACACGCACUGCGUCAAGUGGCGCGCGACGUCGAACUGCGAUCCGCACGGCCUGCGCGAUCCGCAGCACGACGCCGCGUGCUCCGAGCGCAUUCCAUCGGACCUCUCGGGCUUUUGCGAGUGCGAGGGCCGCCGCCGCGUGCGUGAAGUAGCGUGCGACCACCACGAGUUUACCUGUGAAGAAGCGUGUGCAGAGGACUCGUCGGCUGAGCUCAGCUACCCACAAGGCUUUGAGCAUGUGACAUGCGGUAGUUCCAUUAAGCUGGUACACGAACCAAGUCGCUACCGUCUGCACUCGCACGACAUUGCGUACGGCAGUGGCAGUGGUCAGCAGUCGGUCACGACGCACAUGGCACGAAACGAUGUCAAUAGCUACUGGCUCGUGAAAGAAGGGGACGCAGAUCCCGUGUGUGAAACAGGGAAGCCUGUCGAGUGUGGGGCGACCAUCCGGCUGGAACAUUUGCAGACACGACGCAACUUGCACUCGCACAUGUUUGAGGCACCGCUGUCGACACAGAAUCUAGAAGUCAGUGCUUAUGGAGUGGCCGGGGAAGGGGACAGGUCCGACUCGUGGGUCGUCGAGUGUCAAGAGGGCCAGCAGUGCUCGGCUCAGGAUCAGUGUGAUGAUGACGUCGGACUGUGGAAACGCGGAGCGCUCGUGCGCCUUCGCCAUCGUGCGACGAGCCACUUGCUGCGCACGAGUGUCACGGCGCGAUUCGACGAUACCAAUUGUCCGCGUUGCCCCAUCAAUGGCCAGCAAGAAGUUAGUGCGAGCUCCCUGCGCGACGACGAAACGUUGUGGUUUGCUGGCGAAGGCAUUUACGUGACGGAGUGA
Messenger RNA from Hyaloperonospora brassicae, 918 nucleotides. The record is from the annotation of a GenBank genome assembly. NCBI's taxonomy places the organism in Eukaryota, Oomycota, Peronosporomycetes, Peronosporales, Peronosporaceae.